AUGUCAACGCCAGAGCUUAAGAUUGAAUCUGAAGUUGCCGCUGAGCUUGAGCCCGACAACCAACCACAACUGGCUGUCUUGAGAAAUCAAGAACUCGUUUCUGAAAUAUUCAGUCAUCUUGGUCCAGAAAGAGGCCCCUUGUACCGGUUGGCUGGUAUAUGCAAAGCGUUCCGCGAACCAGCUCUCGAUCGACUAUGGAAAUCAAUGGACAACCUCCUGCCACUAAUUAAAGUGAUACCAGGCGCUGCGAUUGACAAUGGAAAUGUCUUGGGCAUGAAUCUCGUGCUCCAGAUAUUCCAGGAUGUUCCCAGUGCGAAAUUGACCAAUCAAUUCAAAGCAUACGCUCGACGCAUUCAGCACCUGCACAUCGGUAUCUGGUGUGCUUUCAUUUCCGCACAAGCCUAUACGAUCAUGGCCAAACAACUACUACUCUGCGCGCCCAGCUCUGAGAAGGCGGAAUCCCUCCUUCCCAAUUUGCUUUCCAUCUCUAUCGCUGGAAACAUUCACGAGCCUUCCUUUCUGGCUUGUUUUGAUCUCUUGACUUCGAAUUCGAGGCUCCAGCGAGUUGAAAUGGACCCCUCUGCAUCCAUUCGACCCAAUCCAAACGCUACAUUCGGUCCUGCCAUGGUAACUCAGCUGGCACAGGAGACGCCUACCACUUUGACCCGUCUUGUCCUUACCGACUACAUCCUUGCCAGUUUGGAAACCGCAGGAGUGUACGGAAGCUUGAAGAAGCUGAUAGCCCUUUCCUCCCUCACUCUCGUCUGCUGCCUACCAUUCCGACUACCCUCGCUGUCUAGUUUGGUGGCAGUUGCCCCUCGUUUACAAUUCCUCGAGAUCCGAGGCAAUUGCCUGGCCGAAAGUACCCCAAUGAAGCCAAUUCCAACCGUCUCAUUAACCUCCAUGUCCCUCGCAACCCCCGGCACCUACGCUCACAUCAUAGCGAACCUACUCCUACCCAGCCUUCAAUCAUUAUCGUUAUCAGUACUGGAAAAUGACGCGGGGGAGCCCAUCUAUUUUGAGGUCGAGCGGCUAGCCGAAGCCCUCGCCACGACGGCACCCAAACUCCGGAACCUCCAUCUUGUAGCAAACUGGGACGCCGUCAGCUUUGCGCAGCUAAUCCCACUGGUCCAACUUCCCAACCUUGAACAACUCAUUAUGAAAAUGCACAUCCCAGGAAGUUGGAUAAUCCGCAACCCAAACAGAUGGGAAGACGUUGCGGAAACAACAGCCCAGUUUCUUCAAUUUCUAACUGCCAUUUCAUCCAAUGGUGCCGAGGGCAAGGCCUCGGCGUUGCGCGUGUGUUGUUUUCCCCAUUUCAAGACGUUCAUGGUCUCCCUCGACGGCCUCCGCUACCUCUCGGGGAUCAAGACAAGACUGGAAACCGUUCACCUCAGUAUCGAUUCCAGCAUGAGCGAACGGGGACUUGAUCCUGAUCUCAAGGCCACAGUUACCUCGCAUACCAACGCAACGUCGAUACGCCAUCUGCAAAUCGAUGACGCACGGCCCAAUAGUGUCCCUACCAGAAUGCUUCGGUCUCUAGCUCUCUAUAUUCACAAGCUAUUUCCGGAAUUGGUUACACUUGGUACGGUUAGGAUGUCGCCCGUGGCGGACAUGCAGGAAUCAUGGGCACUCAUCGACCAGUUGCGAAGAGAUUACCAGGAACUCGGUGUGUAG
Coprinopsis cinerea okayama7#130 is the source of this 1677-nucleotide messenger RNA. RefSeq lists its product as hypothetical. The transcript is spliced from 2 exons. Lineage: Eukaryota; Fungi; Basidiomycota; Agaricomycetes; Agaricales; Psathyrellaceae. Bases 1 to 1677 code for a protein of 558 amino acids. The record is from RefSeq and is a predicted model, not a curated record.